UUCCCCUCCGGAGAUUCCAAGUUUUUCGCCUCACUUAAAGUUGAGCAGAGCGACUUCCAAAAUUGCUUAAACACUGACUCGUCUGAGAAGGAAAUGCUUUGCAAACAUAACUUCCGCUAACACGCAAUACUUUUUCGCUGUCAUGAUGUGGCUGCCUUACAGAUGCACCUCAAAGUACGCAGUUACCGUCUUCAGAUCUUACUUCCAUGUUUUGAGUCGAAGUAGAUGUAACAUAACGGCGUUCAUGCCCGAAGCUGCGGGCUUUGAAGGCGCGUCGAACCGCUCGGCCCUGCAGGAGUUUUCCGUCUCCAACAGUGAGAGCUUCUGGGCCGCUGUGGCGAGCCAGAGACUGAGCUGGAUCCGUCCUUUCCACACGGUCCAAGACUGUGAUCUGAGCCGAGGCAUGAUAAAGUGGUUUGAGGGAGGAAAGCUGAAUGUGUCCGUGAACUGCCUGGACCGCCAUGUGCACACCUGUCCUGAGAGGGUGGCCCUGAUCUGGGAGAGAGAUGAACCGGGGUCAGAGGUCAAGGUCACCUACAGGCAGUUACUGGAGAUGACAUGUCGCCUGGGCAACCUGUUAAGGCGGCGUGGCGUGAAGAGGGGGGACUGCGUCACCAUCUACAUGCCUCCUUGUCCUCUGGCUGUGGCGUCCAUGUUGGCCUGUGCCCGUAUCGGUGCAGCACACAACGUGGUGUUUGCAGGUUUCAGUGCUGAGGCCCUCGCAGAGCGAAUCAGAGACGCCCAGUGUAGCACCGUCAUCACGGUAAACCAGGGCGUCAGAGGGGGUAAGGUCUCCGAGCUGAAGAAGACAGUGGAUACAGCCGUUCAGAGCUGCCCGACAGUACAGCAGGUGUUCGUUGCCAUGAGAACAGAGAAUCCGCUCGCCAUGACAGCCAAGGACGUUGCCAUGGAGGAGGAGAUGCUGAAGGAGGACACAGUGUGCGAGCCAGCUGCCAUGGACAGUGAGGACGUCUUGUUCCUGCUUUAUACAUCCGGCAGCACGGGGAAGCCCAAAGGACUCGUCCACACUCAGGCUGGAUACCUGCUGUAUGCCGCACUCACUCACAGGUAUGUCUUCAGCUACCAUGACGGAGAUGUGUUCGGCUGUGUGGCAGAUAUUGGUUGGAUAACAGGACACAGUUACAGUGUCUAUGGGCCCCUGGCCAACGGGGGAACCACUGUCCUGUUUGAGAGCACUCCCAUUUACCCUGACCCAGGAAGGUACUGGGAGAUGGUUCAGAGACUUAAGAUAAACCAGUUUUACGGGGCUCCCACAGCGAUACGCCUGCUGCUCAAGUACGGAGACAAGUGGGUGCACAAAUACGACCGCUCCACCCUCAAAACUCUUGGCUCUGUGGGUGAGCCCAUCAACACUGAAGCGUGGGAGUGGUACCACAGAGUGGUUGGGGAAGGACGCUGCCCUGUGGUGGACACCUGGUGGCAAACAGAGACAGGUGGCAUCUGCAUCAGCCCAAGGCCAUCAGACCCUGACGCAGAGAUUGUCCCAGGAAUGGCUAUGAGACCUUUCUUUGGCAUUAAGCCCGAGCUCAUGGACCCUGAGGGAAAAGUGCUGACUUCCAACCACACAUCCGGAGCUCUGUGUAUAGCUCAGCCUUGGCCUGGUAUGGCCCGAACCAUUCAUAACAACCACCAGAGAUUCAUUGAGACCUACUGUCAGCCUUAUCCUGGUUGCUUCUUUACUGGUGAUGGCGCCUAUCGCUCUAAGGAGGGGUAUUACCAGAUCACCGGCCGCCUUGAUGAUGUCAUCAACGUGAGCGGUCACAGGAUUGGGACAGCAGAGAUAGAGGAUGUAGUCAAUCACUGCUCUGCAGUGGCCGAGUCUGCUGUCAUAGGAUACUCUCAUAACAUCAAAGGACAAGGUGAGCAAGAAAUAUUUUUUUUCUGCGUAAAUCAGUCAGAAAAUGUGAUUCCAACAUAAUGUAGUUCACAGGGG
Micropterus dolomieu (smallmouth bass) is the source of this 1954-nucleotide messenger RNA. It is a transcript of the gene acss1, whose product is annotated as acyl-CoA synthetase short chain family member 1. Gene Ontology annotation, cellular component: mitochondrion. NCBI's taxonomy places the organism in Eukaryota, Metazoa, Chordata, Actinopteri, Centrarchiformes, Centrarchidae. Gene Ontology annotation, molecular function: acetyl-CoA synthetase activity; AMP binding. Bases 143 to 1939 code for a protein of 598 amino acids. The record is from RefSeq and is a predicted model, not a curated record. The transcript is spliced from 12 exons.